This is a messenger RNA of Metarhizium brunneum ARSEF 3297, 420 nucleotides long. RefSeq lists its product as uncharacterized. NCBI's taxonomy places the organism in Eukaryota, Fungi, Ascomycota, Sordariomycetes, Hypocreales, Clavicipitaceae. The record is from RefSeq and is a predicted model, not a curated record.
AUGAGCGACAAUAUGAGCGACAAGACGAGCGACAAGACGAGCGACAAGACGAGCGACAAGAUGAGCAGCGAGUUGAGCGACAAUUUUAUGAAUGGCUUAAAAGCUUUUUUUCGUAUUCUUUUAUCUGCCUGCGGCAUCCUCGUCAUCAUUUUCGCAGCCCUUCUUGGCGUCGCGGGAAAUCAUCUCGCACUCAGCUGCUUCUUACCCGCGACUAUCAUUAGUCUUUUAUGGAACUCGCUCGUUUUCUGGAUGCUCCGCUGGGGUAAGCGAGAGCCACCCCUCAUCCUUCGACGCGCCGUCGAUUGCUUCAUCUGCUUCACGAGCGUCGCGCUCAUUAUCGUGUUUGCGUUUCAGAACGACUAUACAGGUGACGGAAACUUGAAUAUUUGCAUUCCUCUUUUUGCGAGCUUGGCAGUGUAA